GGUGUUCAAGUCUCCGGGAUUUGCAGUGAAAGCGGAGCACGCGGACCGUGAUUUGAUCUCUUAUCAGCGGUACGGCGAAGAAACCUAAACGGGGCAAAAAAGUCAAAAAACGCGGAUUUAACUCAGCUUCUUUUUUAUUUUUAUUUUUUUUUUUUUUUUCAUUUUUGGCUUAACUCACGUUCCGUGUCGUGCUCGGCAAUAUCCCAAAGAGUCGUGCGGGACUUGGCGAGUGUGGACCGAGCCGGAGCUCCUCCGCAGUCCGUGGAUGUGGUGGCGGUAGUACACCGGGGAGUGGGUUGGGUCGCCCGGGUGCCUGGCACACGUCCUCGGCGAGAAGGUGAGCGGAAGGAAGGACUUGCCAUUUUUUGUUUGUUAUUGUUUUUAUUUUUAUUUUUUUGCGGGGUAAGGUGCUCGUUUGUGCAGGACAUUUGGGAGCACCUUGCGUGGAUUUGUACCUUCCUCCCCCCCCCUUUUUUUUUUUAUUAUAUUUUUUUUUCCCGGGUGUGGAGGAGCAUCCGCUCGCUUGUUCAUCCAGGAGAGGCGACCACAUCGCGGGGGUGGCUGAGCUGAGCUGAGCCGAGCCAGGCACGAUGGCAACCGGUGUGCUCCUCGUCGCCUUCGCGCUGCUCGCAGGCGCCGCUGUGGCCCAGAGAGUCGUGACGGUGCAGAGCGGGCCGCUGAUCCGGACCGAGGGCUCCCACGUGACCAUCUGGUGCAACGUGACGGGCUACAAAGAAGGCGUCGAGCAGGACUUCGAGUGGUCCAUGUACCUCCCGUCCGCGCCGGACCGGGAGAUCCGCAUCGUAAGCACGGCCCAGCCCAACUACGCCUACGCCGUCUACGCGCAGAGGGUGAACAGCAAAGACAUCUACGUGGAGAGGCUGAGCCGGGACUCGGCCAUGCUGCACAUCACCAAGGUGCAGGCCAAGGACCAGGGCCUGUUUGAGUGCUACACGCCCAACACGGACGGCCGCUACUUGGGCUCCUACAGCGCGCGCACCAACCUGACAGUUAUUGCCGACUCGCUGACAGUAUCAGCCCCAUCCCAGACUCUUUCCAAAGUGGAAGGCGACACGCUACAACUGACCUGUGAAGUGUCCCGGACCACAAUGCAACACACUCACUUGUCAGUGGGCUGGUUCCUGAAGGCGCCCGACGACGCGUCCGCCCCACCUCAGGAGCUGCUCACGCUGUCCAAGGACUUUGUCCUGCGGUCCGGGGGCCCGUACCGCCAGAGGAUGGCGGCCGGGGACCUCAGGCUGGACAAAACCAGCGCCACGUCCUACCGCCUGACCAUCCACAAGUUGCAGCCCGUGGACCAGGGCCUGCUCUACUGCCAGGCCGCCGAGUGGAUCCAGGACGCCGACGGCAGCUGGUUCGCCAUGACCCGCAAGCAAAGCGACAAGAACGCGCUCCGCAUUCAGCCCACCGAUCGUGACUUCAGCAUCCAGGUGAGCACGGAGAGGCGGUCCUUCACGGCCGGUGAGCCGCUGGAGCUCCGCUGCACCAUUGAGGCGCAGAACGUCCCCGAGCGGUUCUUCUCGGUGUCGUGGGUCUUCAGCAGCUCACCGGUGGCCGUGGUGGACCCCAGCGCCGUGCCCGUCCUGGGCCCCGACUACGUGGCCCGCGAGGCCGCCGGCCAGAUGACCGUGCGCAAGGUGAGCCCCAACGUGCACCUCCUCAAGCUGCAGCACCUCCGCCCCAACGACACCGGCAAAUACAUCUGCCGCGUAACGGAGCGGGAAAAGACACCCACGGGAGACUUCAUCGACCGCAGCAAGCGGUCUCGCAACGUUCACAUCACGGUGCAGCCGCUCAAGACCAACAUGACUGUCUCGUUGUCUAGCAACUCCUCUGAGGUUCUGGAGGGCAACGUGAUGCAGUUGACCUGCUUGGUGCAGUCCACCACAGGGCCGCUGUCUGUCGUCUGGCAGUGGACGGAGAAACGGGGCAACGAACCGGCCCAGACGCUGGCCUCCCUGGACCGGGACGGCACCGUUCUGCACAGCGACGCCUACAGGGAGCGCUCCAGCUACGGCGAGAUACGCGUGGAGAGGUCGCGGGCAGACACCUUCUUGCUUUCCAUCUACAACGUCUUGCCGGAGGACGCGGGGCAGUACGGCUGCGCUGCGACCGAGUGGCUUCAAAACGGCACUGGACCUGAACUCAGCUGGGAAAAGAUUGGGGAGAAGUCUGACACCAAGACAGUCACCGUCAAGACUGUUGAGUCCUCCUUCAUGGUCUCCGCCUCAUCACGGACUCCAUCGGUAACCUACGGCGACUCCUUCGACCUCCUGUGCUUGGUCAAGCCCCGGCACAACCCCCGCGUGCCCGCCUCGGUCACCUGGCGCUUCAUGCCGGCCGGCGCGGAGGCCCCCGGCGAGGGCGAGUUCAAGGAGCUGGUGACUUUCACCCGGGAGGGCACGCUGCAGUGGGGGGAGCAGCUGCUCGGCCUGGGCACCCGCACCACCGUGGACCGCUCGCACUCCAACACCAACUUCCGGCUGUCCGUGACGCGGGCCGGGCGCCACGAGGCGGGCAAGUACCAGUGCACCGCCGUCCUGUGGAGGAAAAACUACGACGACAGCUGGAGCCGGGUGGCCAACCGCACGUCCAACCUGCUCGGAAUCAGCGUCCUCCAACCAGUCCAUCUCUUGUGUUUCUCUGCAGAUAGUAAGCUGCGGGUGCAAAAGAACAACCAGUCUCUGGUCAACCUGGAGGACAGCCGAGUCCGAAUCAAUUGCUCCGUCACCUCGCAGACCAGCCCGGACUCUCGGCACGCCGUGCUGUGGUACGUGAGGCGCGCCGCCGCGGGCUCGGAGGCCGACGAGCUCCUGCUGCGGAUCGAGCGCUCGGGGGCCCUGGAGUACGGCACGUAUGCCGACGAGGAGCGGCUGCGGCGGCGCGUGCAGGCCGAGAGGCUUUCCCCUCGGCUCUACGCGCUGACCCUGAACAGGGCGGAGAGCGGCGACUCGGGGACGUACUACUGCCUGGUGGAGGAGUGGCUGAGCGACCCGGACGGCGCCUGGUACCGCCUCUCGCGGGACUCGUCCGGGUUCACGGAGGUUCUGGUCCGACGGCCAGAGGCCCGACUCCAGGUGGAGGAGACGGAGUCAAACGUGACAGUCGCGGAGUCCGGCUCAAUCCGGCUGGGUUGCAGCAUCCCCUCCCAGUCGUCCCGAGACUCGCGCUUCUCCGUGUCCUGGUACGUCGAACGCGACGAGGACGAGGAGCUGCCGCCGCCGACGGAGGAAGAGCGCGAGCGGGAGUGCGUCUUCUCCAUCGGGCACGACGCCGUCUUCGGGAACGGCAACUGCAGCCCCAGAGAGGAAGCGGGGCCCAACUCCCGCCUGCAGUUCGAGAGGACCGCCUCGGACCAGUACAGCCUGACCGUUCAGGGGGCGCGGCCGUCGGACGCGGGGCGCUACUACUGCCACGUGGAGGAGUGGCUGCUCAACCCUCGCAAUGCUUGGUACCGCCUGGCCACCAACAACUCCGGCUUCGUUACGGUCAAUGUACUGCAACAAGAAUCCACCGUCAAGUCGGUGGUGUGCGCCAACGACACGCUCUUCUACUUCGUCUUCUUCUACCCGUUCCCCGUCUUCGCCGUCCUCCUCAUCGCCCUCCUGCUGGUGCGCUUCAGGAGCCGCGGCAGCGGCAAGAGCCAGGAGGGCAAGAACGGCGCCCCCCUCCUGUGGAUUAAGGAACCGCACCUCAGCUACUCGCCCACCUGUCUGGACCCGCCCGCCCUCAGCCUGCACCCCGGCUCCGUGGACUAGGAGCUCCUGACCGCCCCACCUCGCCCCCGACUCGCCGUAUUCGCAAGCCGCACGAGGGGAGCGGAUCGGGACGCCGCUUGCGGAAUUUCCCGUCGUUCGCCACUGUCUUGAUCCAUCAGUAGAUCGACUGCCUUUUUUUUUUUUUUUUUUUUUUCGUGUGCGAGUGAGCAGCGUUCUAAUUUUUUUUUGUGUCUCGGCGCUGUGUUUGAUUUCAUUACCCUAAAUAUCUUUUUCAAAAAUGAGAACAAAAAAAAAAAAAAUCUCACUUUUAAGAGAAGGAACUGUGGUGGGGGGGUGGAAAAAAAAAAGUCUCGACAGUCCCGAUCCAAGUACAGGCUGGCCUACUAAAUUGGUUGCCAUAGCGAUGCUCCGAGCCCACUGACUCCAUCGCCGGCGACUUGGCAGCCUUGCAGAGAGACAAAAGGGGGGGAAAAAAAGGCCCACCUGGCCCCGCGAAGAAUUUGGCCCGCAGAACCAAGUCCUGGAGCACUGCUUCCACACUGCCAGACACACAAAACUUUGACGACGCGAGCAAACGAAAAACGCACGUCCGUUCUAAACGUUCUACGUCCCGCCGAGGAUCCGCUCCACAUUUCGCCGAGACUUCCCGAUAUUGCAAACGACGUUCGUUUCGACUCCCGUUUUUAAUCCCGUUUCGAUUGAAUUUUUUUUUUACGGCACGACCGGGGAACUGAAAUUCAAAUCGAGCGCAUUUCACUUCGAUUCGCUCCGUGCUUGACGGAUGAAAAAUGAUUUUUUUUUUUUUUUUAAGGUAUGAAAUUUAAAAAAAAAAAAGAUCACAUCCUUUCAAAUGAAAAUAAUGUGUAGAUACUGUAAGACACAUAAGUGGUGGAAAAUGUUUGUGUUUUCUAUUUAUUGUUUUAUACUUUGUUUUUUUUAUUUUGAAAUUCUCUGCUGCUUCCUUGGCAACGGCGGCAGAUGAUGAUGACCAUGUUGUGGUUCGAGAUGCUCCAUUUUUUUUUUUUUUUUUUGGUACCAAAAUGAAUUCCGAUUGAGUCAGUGUUCAAAAGACGAUACAGGUAGGAGUAAAAUUAUUUGUGGCUUUUAUCUGUACAAAUAUUUGGAAAAGACAAAGAAACCUAGAGAGAAAAAAAAAAGCUUCUUGCUUGCUUUUGCGUUUAUUUUGUGAUGCUUCGCCUUGGAAGGAUUUUUUUUUUGGGGGGGGGGUGCGUUUGUUGAGUGGAUUUUUCUCCCCCAAAAGGUGGCUCAACGUGCCAAGAGACAUGAGACAAUGCAAGAGACUGAGGAAAAACUCCAAAAAUGUAACCCUUUCACUGCCAGAACUGGACCUAAAAUUAAGAGGAGGUGGGGGGAUAACGGACCCCCCCCCCCACACACACACACACACAAAAAAAGAAAACACCCCUCCUCCAACUUUUGUCGUCUGGGUCGUGUCAACAUGUAUAUUGCAUGACAAUAACGCAGGAGGCAUUUUAGAUGUUUUGUAAACUUGGAGCUCUUCCUGAGCGCCGUGUUUGUGUGACAGAGCGCCGCCCCGACUCCCGCUGGACUUCCUGAGCCGCCGUGUCAUACAGCAAACCCCCCCCCCACCCCGACAAAUAAACGUGACGUCCCGAGUUUUGAGAUUGUGAACAGAAAGCGAGCAAGUGGUCACGCCGCGCAAGAAAUCUCGCGCGGUUCUCACUUGUAGGUACUUGGUUUUCAUUGUUUUCUAUUUAUGGCCUAGUAGUGUUUUUCAUACAAAAACUGACUGUAAUCAAGACUGUACGACUUGUGUUAUCGAUUGAACUACAGUAUGUCAUAAAAACUGAAGAUCCCCGCUAUUUCGACGCUGUCCAACGAAAAAAAGCAUGUACUAUGUCGAAAUGUGACUUGUGUGAAGAAAUACACCAUUUGGCGAUACAGCUCGCAAUCUUGUAGUCUUGCCUCACAAAAAUUUAGUAGGAAAAAUGGUACGAAAAUGUAAACCUAUCAAUUUUACUGUCCAGCUCCAAACGACACGCUGUACUGAAAAUGAUGCCGUUUCAGGAUCAGGCAAUACUGUAUACCUGCAAAUUUUCAUUUUUGUGAGCGUACAAUGUGUUUUGGAACUUUAUUUUAAAACUGCAGUUAGCUUAUUGUUACGCUAACAGUAUACGACUAACGUAAUUCCCGGCCUACGGAGCGCACCUGGUUAUAAGCCUCACCCAGUACAUUUGUCAAGGAAAUACCAUUUGGUACAAACAUACGCCGCAGCUGUGUAAAAGCCCCAAGUGCCCACCUUGAAACACGAGAUAUUUACAAAGAAAGACGGUACACAGAGACUUGAACGCUACCACCGCCGCGCUAAUGCUAACGCUUUUCUAUAGAACAUUUCUAAAUUCUAAAAGAAUUUAUAAAGAACUAUAGAACUUUAGGACCCAAAUCCUAUAGAAUUUCUAUUCUGUAUAAAUUCUAUAGAAAAUCACAUCCGAAGUUCUAUAGAACAAGUUGUUCUGUACAAAUUAUAUGGAUUUCUAAAGAAUUUCUAUAGAAAAUUUUUAGGAGGGCAGGUCCGGUUUAAAAAAAUAUAUAUAUAUUUAUAUAUACAUACAUACAUACUGGUAAAAAUCACUGCGAUUCGGCAGUAACAUGCUAGCGCAGUGCGAACAGGGCCGGACCGGUAAACGUCACUUCCUCGGCACAUAUGUUCCACUGGUCUCACAAUUACCUUUUACGCUCGAGUGCCCCCCCUUGCGGCCAUUAGGAAAAAAAUGCACAAAUUAGCCGCAUUACCGCAGGGUUGAAAGCGUGUGAAAAAACUCACGGUUAAUAGGCCGGAAAUCACGGUAAUCUAGACCAAGACCGACUUGCUCGGUACAGAGAAAGCUAGCGCUAAAAGGCCAGUCAAAAUAAAACUUACCCAUAAAUAUCACUGAGACAUGCCAGUAACACAGCAGCAACAGGCUAGCACAGCGCUUGUGCAGCGCUAACAGGGCUGGUAAAAGUCACUUCCUCGGCACAUAUAUUCCACCAGUCUCACUCUUUACUUUUUCGGCUACGAGUGCCCCCUUGCGGCUAUUAGAAAAAAAUGCACAAAUUGGCCGCAUCACCUCAUAAACCGCAGGGUUGAAAGCGUGUGGAAAAAAGUUGCUGCUUAUAGGCCGGAAAUUACGCUAUUUAUUCUAACUUUACCUGUAAAGGUAUUUAAUAUUUCAACGAUCAAUCGUUUGGACACAGUGCAGCUGCGAUUCUGUCUCACGUUUUGAAGCUCCCAAUAGAGUAUGCUGUUUUAUCUUUACUGAACCACAAAAACAUGGUGCGAACGCCACAAAGAGGAAUGAGAAGGUGUUUAUUGUUGUUUUUUUGGGUCGCCGGCAAUCAUCCACCCCACUAUUGAAUGACUUCACACGUACAUACUUUUGCUUUCUACCACAGGUAAAAAUCAAACUACAAAUGUAAUUAAGUAUUGUUGUAAAAUAAUACAUACUGUAUUUACUGGACUGGUACGGCUUGUCAGCACGGUGGUGGCUAGAUGUCACAAAACACUAGAAGCCCCGAUACAUUUUUUUGGGGGGUUAAAUCUUGUUUUUUUCGAUUGGCUGUUGUGUCUCGGACCUUGUGACAACAUUGACGGGUGAAGUCCACUUUGCUGUUCUGUGUUAUUCUCUCUGGGGGGGGGGGGGGGUGUCUAAAACCAAUUUUGUAUUACAGUUUUACAAGCGACAUGAAGUGGCAAUGCCUGAUUGGACAUGCCAAAAGUCACAAAAACUGUCAAUUACAUGCGUACCGUAUCCUACUAAAUUGUGACAUUCUUUUUAACAUUUGGCGAUUUUCCCCCACAGGACCAGAAAUAUUGACGCGGAAAAGUUUGCGACGCCACUUUCAUGCAAAAUAGAUAACUUGAGGGAAAACAAAUACCGUACUGUAUUUACGGUAUGAAUUCAUCCAAUCUAACUUUGUAACCUUCCAAGUGCGUUUCAAACAUUUUCGGGCAAGCCUCACAGGCAAGUAGAAAAUCGCAAAUGUUCCGCAACGUCGGCUUCAUUUACGGAACCAAAGCACAUUUGACACGCACACGCAUACUACACGAGGUGUUUUGUUGUCAUGCGAGACGAGAAAACACCUGUAAUGAGGGUUUUGCUUUCGUUGUCCGCGCGGAAGUUUGCGAGGCGCCUGCGACGUCGCCUCAUUAAAUUUCAAUGAAAUUUAGCGUAUUAUUUUUCCUCAACCGCUUUGCCUUUGAUACAGUUCUGCCCCCCCCUCCCCCACCCACACACAAGCAUUUCAUCCCGUGCCAGGA
Molecule: messenger RNA, 8022 nt
Organism: Syngnathoides biaculeatus (alligator pipefish)
Lineage: Eukaryota; Metazoa; Chordata; Actinopteri; Syngnathiformes; Syngnathidae
Gene: igsf3
Product: immunoglobulin superfamily, member 3
Exons: 9
Coding region: 591-3779 (1062 amino acids)
Source: RefSeq, a predicted model, not a curated record